Messenger RNA from Prunus armeniaca (apricot), 261 nucleotides. The record is from the annotation of a GenBank genome assembly. Lineage: Eukaryota; Viridiplantae; Streptophyta; Magnoliopsida; Rosales; Rosaceae.
AUGAAGGUGAAGGAAGUGCUUUCACAAGUGGAAGAAAUUAUUCCAAAAGUGAAGACUUUCUUGGACAACACCAAUGGAAUCAUUGAAGCACUUCCGACCAAGAGGCAACUCGGACUUGGGGUGCUCGGAAUCGGCUUAAUCCACUUUUAUAUCCUUUUUACACCUCCGGGAGAUGUGAUUCCGAUCACCCGGGAUGUAUAUUUAACAUACAUCCCCAUUAUACACCCCCCCACUGUGGAUGCUUUAAGAAUUAGAGUCUAG